AACCACAUGCUGGUGCUAUACUUUUUCUUCUACUAAUCACUAUCGGAUGUUGUUUUUCUUAAUCAAAUUUAAAUUCUUUUAAAAUAAAUUUGUGUUGAAUGAAAUUUUGAAUUUUUAAAAAAAUUAUAAAUUUUUUUAUAUUGUCGGUGUAUCUUUAUUAGACCUUACAAAUUAUAAUUUUUUGAUAUUUUAGGAAAUAAUUUAAAAGAAAUCUCUGGUGGUAAUAAAAAGGAUAUAAAACUAGGUUAUGAUAAUGUCCAUAAAAAAAGAGUUGUAGAAAAAGAAGAAAAAAUGAAGAAAGUGAGGGUAAUGUAAUAUGGUGCGUUGAGCGAAUGAGCGUUUGUUAAACGACAGACAGUGACAGUAGUGCAGCAGCAGACACGUUAAAAUCCACAACCGUGUUCGUGUCCUUCAUCCCAAAUUUCUUGUUCUCUUCCUCCUUCUCCAUGUUUUUCUGUUGAUUUACUCUCAUGAUUACCGCUUGGAUCACUGAUCUAUUUGCUUGCAUGGGUGGUUGUUUUGGAUGCUGUGUGAAACCCACACCAAUUAUUGCUGUUGAUGAGCCUGCCAAAGGACUAAAAAUUCAGGGGCAGAGUAUGAGAAAACCAACCACUUCGGAUGGAUUUUGGAGUUCAAGUCCUUGUGAUUUGGAUAACAGCACCAUUCAAUCUCAACGAAGUAUAUCUUCUGUCAGUACAUUAAAUCAAAUUCUAUAUCAAAGCAAUGGAACUUCUACUGCAGGCACCGACCCUGAAUUUGUAAACCAAGGUCUUCUUCAUUGGAAUCAAAGCAGGCAUCAGUGGGUUGGACACAGCCUGUCUGAGAAGCAAAGCCAAGAAAAACAAGAAUCCCGACUAAAUCGGAACGCAACUUAUGAAAGUUUGCUUGGGACUAGACAACCUUUCCCGAAGUCCGUACCUCUAUCUGAAAUGGUUGAAUUCCUAGUGGAUGUUUGGGAGCGUGAAGGAAUGUAUGGUUGAGACUGAGAGGUUAUAAAAUGCUGAAGCUGUCUUUAAGUUAGUUUAUACUUCAUCUGCUGUACUUAACUCAUGAAAGGCUUUAAUUUAUAGUCUUGCUGAGAAGAUUAAAAGAUCAAAAGAUCAGACACAAGUUUGUUCUUGCAUUGUAAUUUCAAACGCCAAGGCAAUCCUUUUGUUUUUUUGCUCUCUUGUAAAUGACUAAACCCGUUUUCGAACUAAAACCAGCAUUGCUGAAUGCACAAGUUGUUACUGUUACCUGUAA
This is a messenger RNA of Lathyrus oleraceus (garden pea), 1242 nucleotides long. RefSeq lists its product as uncharacterized. NCBI's taxonomy places the organism in Eukaryota, Viridiplantae, Streptophyta, Magnoliopsida, Fabales, Fabaceae. The record is from RefSeq and is a predicted model, not a curated record. The transcript has 5 exons. Bases 471 to 980 code for a protein of 169 amino acids.